Messenger RNA from Daphnia pulex (common water flea), 2211 nucleotides. RefSeq names its product ribonucleases P/MRP protein subunit POP1-like. Gene Ontology annotation, biological process: tRNA 5'-leader removal. Lineage: Eukaryota; Metazoa; Arthropoda; Branchiopoda; Diplostraca; Daphniidae. Gene Ontology annotation, cellular component: ribonuclease MRP complex; nucleolar ribonuclease P complex. Bases 68 to 2188 code for a protein of 706 amino acids. The transcript has 7 exons. The record is from RefSeq and is a predicted model, not a curated record.
GAUUACCACAGCAGACGAAAACGACAACAAGUUAGUUGACACAAAAGUAAAAAUCACCUUUUGUAAGAUGACUGACGAAAGAAACAAAAUGACGCAAAAUGUUCCUUCUGAUUUAUCAGUCGUUCGAUUUUCUUCUGUUAGAGCCCAGGAAAUUGUUGCUCUCACAAAAAUGAUAGAAAAUCCACAAUGCACCAAAUUACUUUUUCAAAAACUGCCAUGUCAUAUGCGAAGAAGAGCAAUGAGCCAUAACCCAAACAGAAUGCCAAGAACCUUAAGGGAAGCCCACAAGGCCCAAAUGGCAAAGAGUGGUCCAGCAACCCAGCCUAAGAGGCCUAGAAGGAAAUAUAGACGCAGACCAAGCAGAUUGCUGGAAGAGUAUAAAAAGCGAUCUAGUAAAGUCUCUUGGCUAGAAACACACCUGUGGCAUGCCAAAAGGUUUCACAUGGUAAUCAAGUGGGGACAUCGUCUUCCUGAAAGAUCUUGCGCUCGCAGUCACAGAUUCUGCUACCGUUCAGUAGCUCAACAUUGCCUGCUAAUGGACAUAUCGUACUUGUGUUGCGUUGAAAUUCAAGGUCCACAGGAUGAGAUCGUUCGAGGCCUUAUCUCUCUCUGUGAUCCUAAAACUGGCCCAACGUUUGGUGCGUCUACUUUCCUUAAUGGCACUCGUGAAGGAAGAGUGAUCAUUUUCAAGCGAAAUCAGUUUUCGAGCGGCCCCAUCGGCUUGGUUACGUUUUUGUGGUGCAAUACAGGGAAUCCGGAUAUGCGAACCUUGUGGAUAUGGAGCCAUCCAGCUUUCUACCAACAGUUUCUGUGUGAGCUGAAUUCUAUUUUCGAAUCCGAUUCCGACUUAUUAUGCAAGCCUCCUGGAGUCAAGAUUACCUUAAACAAAGGAAAGCUAAAUCGGUUCAGAUUAAGAGGGCCCUUUGCACAUUCAGUUGUAUCGUCGUUAUUCGACAAAGAAACUAGGAGCGCGUCAAGUUUAUCACAAUCACCUGGGUUUGUCACCAGUGUUGAAGUCAGAGAUCCUCGAAUGAUACUCGCACAAACCCGAAUCAAAGCGUCCAGUUCCACGGUAGGUAACUGUGAACUUGUAGGAUUGAGCCAAAGUAAAUUGUGGGAUGCCAGCGUUCGAGAUCAAAUUACCAAUAUGCGAACAAGUUUACCCGAUCACGUCAUCAAUAACCGUCGUAGUGAAUUACUUGUUCCUGGCACCGAGUUACCCGUCCAGCCAGAAGAAAUCCCCAUUCCAAUCCUCAUUGUGAAUGCAUCUCACGAGAGCAGCGAUUUUGUUCCUGGCUGUGACGUCAUUUUGCCGGCUGGAUGGGCUACAGCUUUCUGGCUUGCACUGAUCUAUAGUGGAGGGCACGCUGGAGGUUUGAAAGAUGCGGGAAGCAUGAAUUUUGAAUACGGAAUUUGUCGGGAUCUCUGCUUAGAAAUCGACAGUGAAGCAGGAAAAGCCACUGCCGUUGACAGAAAAAUGAAUUUGAUGGAAGAAUACUUUCGUAGACCACCUAAAACAAGAACCAACUUCAUCAAAUUAGCCACACCUUUUCCGUUCUGCGUCGAUUGGGAUCGCCUUACAAUCGACUGGAUCGGUCAGUCUGAGUCAGGUUUCACUGUAUUACGUGACAAGAAGCUCCUAAGUGGAUUGUGUCAAAAGAAUAGGAUUGUGCUACCCGAAAUCUUAUUAUCUCAACCUUAUUUAGUGCCCGUGACAGUUCGAGUUAAACACGGGUCACCUCAGGAAUUUUCAAUGAUCUGUUUACCGGGAGCCGAUGAUAAAGUUAAUUCAGUAAUUAACGAGCCUAUUCACCAAGAUCCCUGCGCCAAAGAACGGAAAAUGUUACGCCAACAGCACAGUUCCCUUCUGAAGAGUCUUGCGAAAAAGAGGAAAGAAUUCCGGGAUAAAGAUGGAACCAUUGGGGACUUCUCCAGCGCCACUGCAAUUGCUGUUCACAAAGAAAAGACUCGCUCGUUAUGGCUGCCUUCUUCCUGCAAUUUAAAAACUUCAUUCGCCAGGCCGAUCAUUGGAUUUGUCACUCAAGGAGAUUUCGGUCUUAGCGAAGGAAAAGGAAUUGGUCGUGGAUAUAUAGUCAUUCGUGCCAUUUCACAAAUACCUUUGUCUCUUGUGUUGGUUCGAAAUCCUGGAACUAAUUUGUACAUGUGGGCUGAAAUUACAAUGGAGUAAAAUACAUUGACAAACUAAUUGAA